UUAUUUUUGGUAGGUAUCUAGUCAAGAUACAUCCUUCAUACUAAGUAAUUGUCUUUUACACUUUCAAUUUAUAUUUAUAGUCUACAUUUUACCCAUUAUCAUGACAAUUACUAGCUUUGACAGCAUUAUCAUUAUGUCUUUGGCUUCUGUGAAACUAUAAAUGCACCUCAAAUUAUACUUUAAUAUUUAUUUACACAGUACUACAGAAACACGACAGUAAAAUGAAUUAAAACAUUUAUGUUUUGUUGUUAGAUUAGGUAAUUAAUAAGUCGAAACAUCGAUCUGAAAUGGGACAUCGCCAUAGCAAAAACACAAAGAAGAAGAAAGAUAUAAAGUAUGUUUUAAUGCUAACAAUUACUUACACUACUUAUAUUACCUAGAGGUAUUUAGAAACUACUCCUAAGGUUAAUUUGUAUUUUUCUUAUGAUAGGACUAUGCCUUUAUUUAAUUGGCUUGCCUUAUGAAAACUUCUUUCCCAAGUCCCAAAAAAGUUAAGAAGCACUAGGUACCUACAUUAUACAGGUGCCUAAAUUAUUUUAAUAUUAUUAUAAAUUAUUUUCAGAGAGAAAAAAGAAGUUAAAUCAAAGUCGGUUGCACCCUCUAUUUCUUAUUUUACUUUGGUACAGUCACAUUUUUUACUUAAUUCUCGUACAUCGACAUCAAAUUAUGAUUGAUUACACACCUAAGUACCUACAUAGAUAGUACCUAAGUAGGUAGCUAACUUCAUUAAUAUCACAUUUCUAUAUGCUUUGUUUGGAUGGUCAAACAAACUUUCUUUUAAGCCUCAAAUUCCUUUUAGGUACCUAAAUUGCUUUUUACAGUGUUCACUAAGAGUUCAUUUAUUUAUUGUCCAUAUAGAAUAUCAAAUUUUAUGGUUUUCCAGUACAGAUUUUCGACAAAAUUGGAUAAAUUUUUGAUAUCGAUAUCAAUACUAGCCUCUUUAGUUGCUGGAGUCACACUGCCAUACGCUAUAACUUUAGUGGCGAAUGUGUUUCAAAAUAUGAUAACGUACGACAAGGCAGUGCAAGCAGGCACACAAGAUGACGAAGUGUUUCUUUCUCAAAUGCACGAAUUUGGUGUUACAUACUCAUGUGUUGGUGUCCUGCUCUUCAUUUGCGUGUAUUUGGGAUCUGCACUUAUGAAUGUUACGGCAAUAAAUCAGGUAUUUAAAAUCAGGGAAGAAUAUUUAACGGCUGCUUUAAAUCAAGAUUUUGCUUACUUUGAUAAAAAUCAAACAGGAGACUUUGCAUCGAAAAUGGCGGAUGAUGUAAUAAAAUUAGAAGAGGGCAUUGGUGACAAGGUGUCGUCCUUUACGUACAGUUUGACCACAGCCAUUGGUUGCAUCGUCAUGGCUAUGCUGAAAGGAUGGAAGCUUGCGUUGCUCUGUUUGACAACUGCACCUGUGACGUUCAUACUUGUAGGCAUAACUGGGCGAAUUGCAGAUCGUCUAUAUAAAAAAGAAGCAGCAGAGACUGGUCGAGCUAGUUCCAUUGCACAGGAGGUACUGAGCUCUAUUCGGACAGUGUAUUCUUUUAAUGGACAGAAGAAAGAGUUAGAAAGGUAUAAGAAACCUCUGGCUGCUGCUAAGAAGGUUUAUAUACAAAAGGAAUUUUUCACAGGGCUCUCAAUGGCAUUUCUAUUUUUCUGUAUUUUCUGCUCCUACGCCUUAUCAUUCUAUUUUGGAAUUUACCUCGUAGUUAAUGACCCAGAAAACUAUAACGCUGACGUUAUGUUUUCGGUAUUUUUUGGUGUAAUGACAGCUCUUGGAAACUUUGGUAUGGUUGGAUCUCUAGUACGGUCAUUUGGUUUGGCUCGUGGUGCAGGGGCUCAGAUAUUUAAUCUUUUGCAAAAUGUUCCUACAAUUAACCCUUUAUUAGACAGAGGAUUCAAACCGCACACAGCUGAAGGGACUAUUGAAUUGAAAAAUGUGGUGUUCCAGUAUCCAUCUAGACCGGAUGUGCCUGUGCUAAAAGGUGUCAGUUUGACCGUGAAACGCGGGCAGUCUGUUGCUCUAGUCGGACAUUCAGGAUCUGGGAAGUCAACUAUAAUUCAGCUUAUAUCUCGAUAUUACGAUGUGGUCAGUGGUAGUGUGUGUGUGGAUAAUAUAGACGUACGUGAGCUAUCAGUUAGAUGGCUGCGGUCUCAGAUUGGGCUGGUCAGACAAGAGCCGGUGUUGUUCAAUAACACGGUGCGCGAGAACAUUCGCUAUGGAUGUGAGGACGCUACUGAUGCAGAGAUACAAGCCGCCGCAGAGCAGGCAAACGCUCACUUUUUUAUUAUAAAACUUCCCAAGGGCUACGAUACGCUGGUAGGAGAGCGUGGUGCGUCAUUGUCCGGUGGGCAGAAGCAACGCAUCGCGAUAGCUCGCGCUCUGGUCCGUAAACCUCGACUGUUGCUGCUGGAUGAGGCCACAAGUGCGCUAGACACCGCCUCCGAAGCAAAAGUGCAGCUUGCACUUGAUAAGGCUGCGGAAGGUCGGACGACGCUGGUGGUUGCUCACAGGCUGUCUACAAUCCGACAUGUGGGUCUUAUAUACGUAUUCCAAGAUGGAGAAGUAGUGGAGAGUGGCACCCACGAGGAGCUCAUGGCAAACAAAGGGCAUUACUAUGAGAUGGUGUCGAUACAAGAACCAGAUAAUCUUGCUGCUAGAGAAGAACAAACUGUAUUGAGAGAAGAAUCUGGGGCAUCAGAAGCCAGCAAAGAAGAACAAAUGGUUGAACCGCUAGAAGAAGACGACUCGGACAAACUGCCCCAUAUCUCGUUCUGGCGUGUAUUGGCUAUGAAAUCACAGGAAUGGAAGUGGUUGCUGACGGGUACUGUUUGUUCUAUAGUCAUUGGUUUCUCGAUGCCACUCUUUAUUCUGGUGUUUGGAGAUUUAUUUGGGUCUAUGUCAGAAUCAGAUCCAAAUAAAUUAAUGGACAAAGUGAAGAAAGUUUCCACAAUUUGCAUACUCAUAGGAAUACUUAUGGGAACCUCAAAUUUGAUUGAAGCAAUAUCGUUCGGCAUCGCUGGCGCACACCUCACUGAAAGGCUGCGGACACAGAUGUUCGAGCACUUGCUUCAACAGCACAUCGGAUUUUUUGACGAGCGACGCAACUCAACCGGCGCUUUAUGUGCCAAACUCUCUGCUGAGGCAGCUUAUGUACAGGGUGCAACAGGUCAGCGCAUCGGUACAUGUUUACAAGGUAUUGGCUCGGUCGGGCUGGCGUUGGUGCUUGCCAUGCUGUUUGAGUACCGCUUGGGACUGGUCGCGCUUUGCUUCCUGCCCCUCAUUAUCUUUGUCGUAGUCCAACAGAUUAAAGCCACCAGAAGAGAAUCUUACGGAAACGCUAAGGCGUUGGAAAGUAGCACUAAGAUCGCAAUAGAAGCGGUGUCGAAUGUGCGCACGGUUGUGUGUCUCGGUCGGGAGCGUAUGUUCGUCAGAGAGUACGUGAAACAACUGGCGCCAGCACUCGCCGACGCGAAGAGAGCCGCUCACUGUCGCGGCCUCGUCAAUGGACUGUCGCGCUCUAUAUUUAACUUCAUCAAUGCUGCUUCACUUACCUAUGGAGGGCAUCUCAUAGUUUCAGAAGGAGUUGCUUAUAAAAAUAUUUUGAUAACCACCCAAUCGUUGCAAAUGGCGUCAGGUCAGGCGCAGAAUGCGUUUACAUUCACACCGGAGUUCGAGAAGGGUGUGAGUGCAGCCACUCGGAUCACAGUCCUACUUGAAUCCAAACCGGAAAUAAGUGAUCCAGCUACACCACUUGUCUCACCUUUUAAAUCCAAAGGCGAGGCGAGUUUAGAAGCGGUGCAUUUCAGAUAUCCGACUAGACCUGGUGUUCAUGUGCUACGAGGGUUGGACUUACAGAUAAAGAGGGGUAAAACAAUCGCUUUAGUGGGACGUAGUGGAUGUGGCAAGAGUACCGUCAUCCAGCUUUUGCAAAGAUACUACGAUCCUGAUUCCGGAGCCGUUUGUUUGGAUGGUAUUCCACUGUCGGGGUUGACUAUGUCGGACGCUCGCGCGUGUUUCGGGCUGGUGUCCCAGGAACCUGUGCUCUUUGACUAUAGCAUUGAGGAGAAUAUCGCGUAUGGGGACUACAUGCGCUCUCCGACUCAUCAAGAAGUUAUUGACGCCGCCAAGCAAGCUAACAUACAUAAUUUUAUCAUAUCUCUACCACAGGGUUACGAUACGAAUAUUGGUGCAAAAGGCAUGCAGUUAUCAGGUGGACAAAAACAGAGGGUGGCUAUCGCCAGAGCGCUCAUUCGACAUCCACAAAUCCUAUUGCUUGACGAAGCUACUAGUGCUUUGGACACUGAAAGUGAAAAGGUAGUACAAGAAGCGUUAGACGCAGCUACUGCCGGACGUACUUGUAUAACUAUCGCGCAUCGGUUAAGUACUAUCCGUGAUGCCGACCUAAUCUGCGUGGUCAAUAAGGGUCGCGUUGCUGAAGCGGGGACGCAUCAACAGCUUCUCGACCUCAAAGGACUCUAUUAUGAUCUCCAUGUAAACGCAAAAUAAACUAUUAUGAUAAAACCUCGUUUUAUUCUCACUCCAUUGUAUCAAAACAGUUGACUAAGUAGAUAGUUCAUGCGUGAAUCCGUAACUGAAACUUUUUAGUAGGACAAUCUCUACUGAGGUACAAACCAAAGAAACAUUAUUUAUGAAUAGGU
Molecule: messenger RNA, 4650 nt
Organism: Spodoptera litura
Lineage: Eukaryota; Metazoa; Arthropoda; Insecta; Lepidoptera; Noctuidae
Source: RefSeq, a predicted model, not a curated record